GACUGAAAUCCCUAUUAUGGCAAUGUCAACAUCCACUCGGCGCAACUCUCAAUCGACCACGAAAAGAGGGAAGAAAUGUCAUCAAUGUCAUGUAGACGGGAAGAGAUAGAUCAGAAAAAUGUGCUCGCUGCUGAAGUGAACGUGUCGGUAAAAUUUAUUUUGGAUUUCCUUCAAAUUAGUAUUGAUAUAUCUUAAAAACUAAAUUUAACAAUUAAACAUCGGAGCAGUUAGAGUAAGUACUAUUUAGAAGAUGAAAAUGAUGAAUUAAAUCUAGCAUAGAAUUAUUAACUAAGUUAAAUCUAACCUAACCUAAAAUGGAAUUCCAGAACCCGGAAUAUUGCGAGUUAGCUAGACUGGAAUCGUCUGAUAGGAGUUUAUUCAAUCUACGGGUUGAUCACCAAUAUUCUUGGCUUUUAGGUGGCAAUAGGUUCGAUCCUGGAUGCGCCAAGCAGCGCCAGAUAGCUGAGAUAAAAUUGCUGAUGGAGGAGGAAAAACGGCUGCGAGAGCUGAAACUUCAGGAUGAAAAAGCCUUUCAAGCAAAGCAACAGUUGAUUCGGCAGGAGUCGCUGGAACAAAAACGACAACUCCUUCAUCAAAUAGCAGCGAGUAGCAAGGCUGAAUCGACACCCGGGUCAAUUAUCAGUUCGAAGGAAAAAGUCUCAGCAUGGCUGAAUAACCAACACGGUGGAGGAUCAAAGGGGAAGAUUUCGGGAGACAAUAGCGAAAACGGCUCGAAAUCUCAGGUGGUCCCCAAAGACCCACCAGGAAGCACGAUCAACGGGCGGGCUGAUUCCGAUCGAAUCCGGGAAAGUCCGCAUCACCUCUCAUCAAUUUCUAACCGCGAGAGUCACCAACAUGAUGCUUUCUCUAAUUUGGUCGUACAAUCACCCAUCCCCCAACAACAUUCAUACCCGACUGCUCAAGCUAGACCCGGAGGUCAUCCCACGAUGCUGGGUACGCAGCAAAUCGCUGCUCGUCAAGUAUUGGGAAAGGAAUUACCAACGUUUAGCGGACAUCCCGAAGACUGGCCCAUCUUUAUUAGUAGCUUCGAGCAAUCGACUGCUACUUGCGGCUUUUCCGAGGCGGAAAAUUUAAUACGCCUGCAGCGAAGCCUGAAAGGCUACGCACUUGAAUCUGUUCGAAGUAGCCUACUACUACCGUCGGGAGUACCGCAUGUGAUUCAAAUACUGCGAACGCUUUAUGGGAGGCCGGAGCUACUCAUUCGGUCGCUGCUCGAAAAAAUAAAAUGUGUGCCAGCCCCGAGACAUGAUCGGCUGGAGACCAUAAUGGAGUUUGGACUAGCUGUUCAAAAUCUCGUUGACCACCUCGCCGCUGCACAACAAGAAAGUCAUCUCUCAAACCCAGUACUGAUGCAGGAACUGGUAGAAAAACUGCCGGGAUCACUUAGACUGGAUUGGGCCGUUUACAAAAACCGAGAUGCCGUGCCUACACUGCGGACGUUUGGCAGCUUUAUGUCGCGAUUGGUUACAGCGGCAAGCGAGGUAACAUUUGAUCUGCCAUGCAUCGUGGUCUUAUACGGACAGGAGCGAGCCAUAACGAUCUUUGCUUUCAUCGAUGAAGGAUCUUCGCUCACUCUGCUAGAAAAAACAGUCGCUGAACAGCUAGGCGUGACCGGACAAUCAGAACCACUGACUCUGAGAUGGACAGGAAACGUUACGCGCGAGGAAUCACUAUCCCAAAGGGUGCAAUUGAAAAUUGCAGGAAUGUCGGGUAGAACCAGACACAAGCUCGUUAAUGCCCGCACAGUCACUAGCCUUAUCCUACCUUCUCAAGCAUUAAGGUAUCGUGAGCUAGCACAGAUGUUCCCUCAUCUACGAGGGCUUCCGCUUGAGGACUAUGAGCUUAUCCAGCCAAAGCUUCUCAUCGGUCUAGACAAUCUACACCUCGGUGUGCCGCUCAAAGUGCGGCAAGGCCAGCCUGGAGAACCCAUCGCAGCGAAAUGUAGACUCGGAUGGGGUAUAUACGGAUGCGUAGCGAACGCAACUAACGCUCUCGUCAAUUUCCAUAUCGCUGCAGUCACAGAUCCCGAUCGUUUGUUGAACGAACAACUGCGAGACUAUUUCACUCUAGACACCAUGGCAACUGUCAAUCCAGUUCAAAACAUAGAGUCUGAGGAAGAUCAGCGAGCGAGACGGCUGCUAAAGGAUACUACACGGCGAACCGGUUCCGGAUUUGAGACAGGACUUUUGUGGAAGACGGAUAAUUUUAAUUUCCCAGAUAGCUACCCGAUGGCCAAACGCCGUUUACAGUCUUUGGAAAAAAGGCUGGAGAAACAUCCACAACUAAAAGAAUGCGUUCGAGAGAUGAUAGCGGAAUAUGAGAAAAAGGGGUACGCUCAUAAGGCUAGCGAUGUGGAGCUGACGACAACCGAUUCGAAGCGCGUUUGGUAUUUGCCACUGGGUGUCGUUAUUAAUCCCAAAAAGCCUGGUAAAGUAAGGUUGAUAUGGGAUGCCGCAGCGAAGAUCAACGACGUGUCACUCAACUCACAACUUCUCAAAGGACCAGACUUGCUGACCCCUCUGCCUACUGUCCUGAGUCAGUUCCGUCAGUUUCCAAUAGCCGUAUGUGGAGACAUCAAGGAGAUGUUCCACCAGAUAAAAAUACGGGAGCAAGAUCGCCAAUCGCAACGGUUUCUCUGGCGUGAUAAUCCAACUGAUCGUCCGCAGAUCUACGUAAUGGACGUUGCAACUUUUGGGUCAACAUGCUCUCCCGCGUCAGCCCAAUACGUGAAAAAUAUCAACGCGGCAGAGUUUGCUUGUCAGUAUCCUCGUGCCUCGGAAGCUAUACAGAAAAGGCACUAUGUUGACGACUAUUUAGAUAGCUUUCAAACUAUCCAGGAGGCCACAGAAGUAAUUGAAGAAGUUAAAACAGUACACUCCAGAGGCGGGUUUGAACUAAGAAACUUCCGAUCAAACUCAAUUGACGUGUUGCGCGGUAUUGGAGAAACACCAGCCGAAGGAUCUAAAUACCUACUGUUGGAGAGAAACGAAUCAGCAGAAUCAGUCCUCGGCAUGCGUUGGAUACCGAAGGAUGAUGCGUUCACAUACACGUUCGCGCUUCGCGGUGACCUACAACCAAUCCUAGCAGACGGCCACACUCCCACCAAGCGUGAGGUGCUUAAGAUACUCAUGAGUUUAUUCGAUCCGCUAGGCUUUAUCGGUUUCUUCCUUAUACAUGGAAAAAUACUAAUGCAGGAUAUAUGGGCUUCAGGAUCCGAUUGGGAUGAUCAGAUAAACGCUGACCUCUAUCAGCGCUGGAAAAGAUGGACAGAUCUCUUCCCACAGCUAGACAGCAUUCGUAUUCCACGUUGCUAUUUCCGACCUCCGUUCCCGAAAGACAUCCAUCAUCUUCAGGUCCAUGUAUUUGUUGACGCUAGCGAGGCAGCGUAUUCUUGCGUGGCCUACUUUCGCCUACCCACGGAAACAGGAAUUGAAGUAUCGUUAAUCGGUGCCAAAUCCAAAGUUGCACCCCUGAAGCCACUUACUGUUCCCAAACUCGAAUUGAAAGCAGCAGUUCUUGGAGUCCGUUAUUUGGAGUCGAUACAGAACUAUCAUACUUUCGAAAUCAAGCAAAGGUAUUUGUGGACAGAUUCUACCACCGUUCUGGCAUGGAUUACGUCAGAUCACCGUCGAUACAACAAGUUUGUCGCUUUCCGUGUCGGCGAAAUACUAUCGUCGACUGAUCAGAAGGAAUGGAGGUGGCUCCCCUCUAAGUUAAAUGCGGCCGACGAAGCCACCAAAUGGAACAGUGGUCCAAAUCUGCAAUCCGAUGGUGUUUGGUUCACAGGGCAAAGCUUCUUACGUAAACCGGAAAGCAUGUGGCCCGAACCAAAGCCUGCCUCAACCACACGAGAGGAAUCACUUAAUAUUCACCAUCAGAACAGCCCAACACCGUUGGUUAGCGUCGCUCGCUUCAGUCAGUGGUCCCGAUUGCAGCGAACAAUGGCAUUUGUACUCCGGUUCUUGAGCAAUCUUCAUCGCAAAAAACACGAUUUGGAGCUGCAACUGGGUAUUCUCCAACAGGACGAGCUCAAGUCAGCCGAAGAAUUGUUAUGGAAACUCGCUCAAGCGGAGACAUAUCCUGAAGAAAUCGCUCUACUGAAGCCCACUCAAGGCGAUCCCGGGGCAGAACAUGCGAUCGUAGCCAAAUCCAGCCCUCUCUACAAAACUUGGCCGUUCCUCGAUAGACAUGGAGUUCUCCGAAUGCGCAGUCGAGGUGGUGCUGCCGCAUUCGCACCGUUCGAAGCUAAGUAUCCGGCUAUCCUCCCAAAGCAACAUCCAACUACUGUUCUUAUUACAGACUGGUACCAUCGCCGCUUUCGCCACGCCAACCGUGAGACAAUCGUCAACGAGAUGCGCCAACGCUUUGAAAUUGCCAGACUACGAGUACUAAUACAUAAAGUAACCAACAACUGCUGUUGGUGCCAGGUGGCUAGAACAAUUCCAAGAGUACCUGCAAUGGCCCCCCUUCCUCAAUUUCGAGUAACACCGUGUAUACGGCCAUUCACCUUCGUCGGAUUGGACUACUUUGGACCGGUACUCGUGCGGGUUGGUAGAAGCCAGGUGAAGCGAUGGAUCGCACUGUUUACCUGUCUUACAAUAAGAGCUGUUCAUAUGGAAGUGGUGCAUAGCUUGUCCACGGAAUCCUGUAUAAUGGCAGUCCGACGCUUUGUGGCCCGCCGAGGACCACCGGCAGAGUUUCACACCGACAAUGCUACAUGCUUCCAAGGUGCCAGUAGAGAACUGCAAGAUGAAAUUGUCUCAAGAAACAACGCGCUAGCAUUGACAUUCACGAGUGCACAAACGCGAUGGAAAUUCAUUCCUCCCGCAACCCCUCAUAUGGGUGGCGCUUGGGAGCGACUCGUUCGUUCGGUUAAGGUGGCAAUAGGUUCGAUCCUGGAUGCGCCUCGAAAGCCAGAUGAUGAAACACUUGAGACUAUAAUUUACGAGGCAGAGGCCAUGGUGAACUGUCGACCCCUCACGUACAUUCCCCUACAAUCAGCGGAUCAGGAGGCAUUAACACCCAAUCACUUUAUUUUGGGAAGCUCUACCGGCGUCAAAAUCCUCCCAACUGAACCCGUAACUAGUGCUGCUACACUCCGGAGCAGCUGGAAACUGGCACAGUUCAUAACAAACGAGUUUUGGAAGAGAUGGGUGAAAGAAUACCUCCCGGUUAUCACUCGAAGAUGCAAGUGGUUUGAAAACACAAAGGAUCUACAAGUUGGAGACUUGGUACUGGUGGUUGGCGGAGCGGCGAGGAACCAGUGGAUUCGUGGAAAGAUCGAGGAAGUAAUAUGCGGACGAGAUGGAAGGGUUCGACAAGCCCUCGUGAAGACUACGACAGGAAUCGUACGAAGAUCAGCAGUUCAAUUGGCGGUGUUGGAUGUCGCGAAUUGUAGUAAACCUGGUAACGAACUUUCAAACGCACAGGAUGUGCAGCAACACCAAGGUUUACGGGCGGGGGAGUGUUGCGACUGAAAUCCCUAUUAUGGCAAUGUCAACAUCCACUCGGCGCAACUCUCAAUCGACCACGAAAAGAGGGAAGAAAUGUCAUCAAUGUCAUGUAGACGGGAAGAGAUAGAUCAGAAAAAUGUGCUCGCUGCUGAAGUGAACGUGUCGGUAAAAUUUAUUUUGGAUUUCCUUCAAAUUAGUAUUGAUAUAUCUUAAAAACUAAAUUUAACAAUUAAACAUCGGAGCAGUUAGAGUAAGUACUAUUUAGAAGAUGAAAAUGAUGAAUUAAAUCUAGCAUAGAAUUAUUAACUAAGUUAAAUCUAACCUAACCUAAAAUGGAAUUCCAGAACCCGGAAUAUUGCGAGUUAGCUAGACUGGAAUCGUCUGAUAGGAGUUUAUUCAAUCUACGGGUUGAUCACCAAUAUUCUUGAAGCUAACCGAUAUAAAACAGUGUUUGCUGUCAAGAAUUGGCCAGUAACUUACGCC
Messenger RNA from Topomyia yanbarensis, 5957 nucleotides. RefSeq lists its product as uncharacterized. The transcript has 4 exons. The record is from RefSeq and is a predicted model, not a curated record. Gene Ontology annotation, molecular function: nucleic acid binding. Gene Ontology annotation, biological process: DNA integration. The coding region runs from base 315 to 5498 and encodes 1727 amino acids. NCBI's taxonomy places the organism in Eukaryota, Metazoa, Arthropoda, Insecta, Diptera, Culicidae.